AUGUCGACCGAGGCAGCCAAGCCCACUGGCUACAAGCAACUCGACCGCGAGCUCCGUGAAAUGAUCACUUCCAUCACCAACCGCGUGACCGAUCUUCACAAGUCCGGCUCGGGCCACGGCCACGAGGAGGACGAGGACGAGCAUGGUGUGAGGAUCAUCACCCUUGCCGGAAACAACACCGGAGCCACAUUGCGGAGUGAGUUGGAUGAUCAUCAGGACAAUCAUCGUAAACGUGGCGGCCAUCAUGGUCUUCAUCUAGGAGGUCCUGAUGAAGACCCCGAGGGGCUGAGCACAUAUGUGAACAGCAACUUCCAAGCCAUCAACAACUCGCUCGUGAUGGGGGGUAGCUACACCACUAAUGAUCCGGGUGUUCAUCUCGACAUUACUGAUUUUUUCGAACCACAUGGGCAUAGUAAGCCGGAGAAGAAGGGGUGGAAGGGUAAGAAGAAAGAGAAGAGCGACCAGCAUCAGGAGCAUGAUGAUGAGUGA
Molecule: messenger RNA, 489 nt
Organism: Rosa chinensis
Lineage: Eukaryota; Viridiplantae; Streptophyta; Magnoliopsida; Rosales; Rosaceae
Exons: 1
Coding region: 1-489 (162 amino acids)
Source: RefSeq, a predicted model, not a curated record